Molecule: messenger RNA, 2385 nt
Organism: Staurois parvus
Lineage: Eukaryota; Metazoa; Chordata; Amphibia; Anura; Ranidae
Source: the annotation of a GenBank genome assembly
AUGACGGACACCCGGCGGCGGGUGAAGGUGUACACCCUGAACGAGGACCGGCAGUGGGAUGACCGGGGCACCGGACAUGUCUCCUCCGGAUAUGUGGACCGUCUGAAGGGCAUGUCUCUGCUAGUGAGGGCCGAGAGCGACGGUUCACUUCUUCUGGAAUCAAAAAUCAAUCCCAACACUGCUUACCAGAAACAACAGGACACGCUAAUCGUGUGGUCGGAGGCCGAAAACUAUGACCUGGCGCUGAGUUUUCAGGAGAAAGCUGGAUGCGAUGAGAUUUGGGAGAAGAUAUGUCAGGUUCAAGGAAAGGACCCCUCGGUGGACAUCACUCAGGACCUUGUGGACGAAUCAGAAGAGGAGCGCUUCGAGGACAUGUCCUCCCCGGGCCUGGAGCUACCACCCUGUGAACUUAGCCGGCUGGAGGAGAUUGCUGAAGUUGUGGCAUCGUCGUUACCGUCUCCAUUACGACGUGAGAAACUUGCCCUGGCCCUGGAGAACGAGGGAUAUAUAAAAAAACUCCUGGAACUUUUCCACGUGUGUGAAGACCUGGAGAACAUUGAAGGAUUGCACCACUUGUAUGAAAUAAUCAAGGGGAUCUUCCUUUUAAACCGAACUGCACUCUUUGAGGUCAUGUUUUCAGAAGACUGCAUUAUGGACAUCAUUGGCUGCUUGGAGUAUGAUCCGUCUUUGUCUGUGCAACGCAAACACCGGGAGUUUCUGACAAAAACAGCUAAGUUUAAGGAGGUGAUUCCCAUAUCAGACCUUGAACUGAAACAGAAAAUCCACCAGACGUACAGAGUGCAGUAUAUACAAGACGUGGUAUUGCCCACCCCCUCUGUCUUUGAAGAAAACAUGCUGUCCACGCUUCACUCUUUCAUAUUUUUUAACAAGGUGGAGAUAGUUGGGAUGUUACAGGAAGAUGAAAAAUUUCUUACAGAAUUAUUUGCGCACCUCACAGAUGAAGCAACAGACGAUGAAAAGAGGCAGGAGCUAGUGAAUUUCCUGAAAGAGUUUUGUGCUUUCUCUCAAACUUUACAACCUCAGAAUAGAGACGCUUUCUUCAAGACUCUGUCCAAUAUGGGCAUACUGCCUGCUCUGGAAGUGAUUCUGGGUAUGGACGAUCCACAGGUUCGAAGUGCAGCCACUGAUAUAUUCUCAUAUCUGGUGGAAUAUAACCCAUCUAUGGUCCGUGAAUUUGUAAUGCAGGAAGCUCAGCAAAAUGAUGAUGACAUCCUUCUAAUCAAUCUCAUCAUUGAACAUAUGAUCUGUGACUCUGAUCCUGAGCUGGGUGGCGCUGUACAGCUAACGGGACUGUUACGGACAUUAGUAGAUCCAGAUAACAUGCUUGCAACUACCAGCAAAACGGAGAAAACAGAAUUUUUGGGAUUCUUCUACAAGCAUUGCAUGCAUGUCCUCACUGCCCCCUUACUGGCCAACACUACAGAGGAAAAGCCCAGCAAAGAUGACUUCCAGACGGCACAGCUGCUGGCACUGAUCUUGGAGCUGCUGACAUUCUGUGUUGAACAUCACACGUACCACAUAAAGAAUUACAUCAUCAACAAGGACAUCCUGCGCAGAGUGUUGGUCCUCAUGUCUUCUCUGCACUCUUUUCUGGCCCUGUGUGCGCUGCGGUUUAUGCGGAAGAUUGUUGGUCUGAAGGACGAAUUCUACAACCGAUACAUAGUGAAAAGUUUCCUGUUUGAACCUGUAGUGAAAGCCUUUCUCAAUAACGGAUCCCGGUAUAAUCUCCUGAACUCCGCCAUCAUUGAGAUCUUUGAAUUUGUGCGUGUGGAGGAUGUUAAGUCGCUAACGGCUCAUGUCAUUGAAAAUUACUGGAAAGCUUUGGAAGACGUGGAUUAUGUACAGACGUUUAAAGGUCUCAAACUAAGAUAUGACCAGCAGCGGGAGAGACAGGACAACCCCAAGCUUGACAGCAUGCGAUCUAUCCUCAGGAAUCAUCGGUACGGCGGGAUGCACGCUCCUUAGAGGAUGAAGAAGAAAUGUGGUUUAACACGGAAGACGAAGAACUGGAGGACGGAGAUGCGAUGGUUCUUCCUUCUGACAAAAUAAAGAACAGCGAGGAUCUCAUGGAUCCGAUCAGCAAGUUCAUGGAAAGAAAGAAGUUGAAGGAGAGUGAAGAGAAGGAGGUUCUUCUGAAGACCAGCCUCACAGGCCGACAGAGUCCAAGUUUUAAACUUUCCUUUUCUGGAGGGACAAAGACAACCCUCACCAGCCAAUCAACAGCAAGCAGUUUACCGGGAUCCCCCAGUCCGCCUGGAUCUCCCGGCUCACCCGGUUCUCCUGGGUCCGUUUCCAAAAGCACACCUCAGACGGCAGCUAUUACUACAAAGGUGAGUUUGACUGUAGCAUGGCAUGUCGCUGAUG